UAUUGUAUACUCUUUGGCAUAGACAUAACGACAUGUACACUAGCUUUUUCAAGCAUCACGAAAACGACGAAAACAACGGGCUAGUGUGUAUGGAAGUGCAUUUGACCGAUUGCGCCGCAAUUAAUACAACCGGAGUAGCGUGUGAUGAGGAAUGAUUGAAAAUAAAACACAAUUGAUUGGAUUUUAAUUAAGGAAAACAUAACCAAUAAAAAACGACAUUAAUCAGUAUGGCAACUUUAGAACAGCAAGCUUCUAAACUUCUCGAUUUCAAUCAGAAAUUGGAUAUUACUCUACUCGAUAAUAUCGUUGGAUGCCUUUAUUCUACCGUAGGCGACCAACAGCGUGUCGCACAAGACAUAUUAACAGCCUUGAAAGAACAUCCAGAUGCAUGGACUCGUGUAGACACAAUUUUAGAGUAUUCGCAGAAUCAGGAAACAAAAUAUUAUGCUUUGCAAAUAUUGGAACAAGUCAUACAGACUAGGUGGAAAGUAUUACCAAGAAAUCAAUGUGAAGGUAUUAAGAAGUAUAUUGUCGGCCUUAUUAUAAAGAAUUCAUCAGAUCCCGUCACCAUGGAGAGUAAUAAAGUUUACUUAAAAAAACUUAAUAUGAUUUUAAUACAAGUUUUGAAGAGAGAGUGGCCUCACAAUUGGGAGACUUUUAUAAGUGAUAUUGUUGGGGCAUCUAAAACAAAUGAAAGCCUUUGCCAAAAUAACAUGGUCAUCUUGAAACUCCUCAGUGAGGAAGUGUUUGUAUUUAGUACAGGGCAACUAACACAAACAAAAGCCAAACAUCUUAAGGAUACUAUGUGUUCCGAAUUCAGUCAAAUUUUCACUCUUUGUCAAUUUGUUCUUGAAAAUUCACAAAAUGCACCUCUUGUGGAUGCUACACUGCACACAUUAUUAAGAUUCUUAAAUUGGAUUCCCUUGGGAUACAUAUUUGAAAUGAAAUUGAUAAGCACUCUUAUAUUUAAGUUUCUGAAUGUCCCUAUGUUCCGUAAUGUGACACUAAGUUGUUUGACAGAAAUUGCUGGUGUUACAGUAAGUAACUAUGAAGAACAAUUUGUAGCACUUCUUGUACAAACCAUGGAGCAAUUAGAAGCCAUGCUUCCUCUCACUACAAAUAUACGUGAAGCCUAUGCUGCAGGUCGAGAUCAAGAACAAGUCUUCAUUCAAAACCUUGCACUAUUUUUAUGUACAUAUCUGAAAGAACAUGGGCAAUUAAUUGAGAGAAGAGGACUUACAAACACUUUGAUGAAUGCCCUUCGAUACUUAGUAUUAAUAUCAGAAGUGGAAGAAGUAGAAAUUUUUAAAAUAUGUUUAGAGUUUUGGAAUGCAUUGACUGCUGAUUUGUAUAAGAUUGCUCCCUGUGCACAUUCUGCAGGUUUAUAUGCCUUAGGAAAAACUGGAGGUCGCAAAGCCUUGUAUGCUGAUGUACUUAGCGGAGUUCGUUACAUCAUGAUAUCUCGGAUGGCAAAACCUGAGGAAGUUUUAGUAGUUGAAAAUGAAAAUGGUGAAGUGGUAAGAGAAUUUAUGAAAGAUACUGAUUCUAUUAAUCUGUACAAAAAUAUGAGAGAAACAUUAGUGUACUUGACACAUUUAGAUUAUACAGACACAGAGAGGAUAAUGACAGAGAAGCUUCAAAAUCAAGUUAAUGGAACCGAAUGGUCAUGGAAAAACCUCAAUACCCUUUGUUGGGCAAUAGGCUCUAUAUCUGGAGCUAUGUUGGAAGAGGAUGAAAAGCGUUUUUUGGUAAUUGUUAUCAAAGAGCUUUUAGGGCUAUGUGAACAAAAAAAAGGAAAAGAUAAUAAAGCCAUUAUAGCAAGUAACAUAAUGUAUGUUGUUGGCCAAUAUCCUCGUUUCCUUAGAGCACAUUGGAAGUUUUUGAAAACAGUGGUAAAUAAACUAUUUGAAUUCAUGCAUGAAACUCAUGAUGGUGUUCAAGAUAUGGCCUGCGACACAUUUAUCAAAAUUGCUUUAAAAUGUCGACGCCAUUUUGUCACUACACAAGUUAGUGAAGCUUGUCCAUUCAUUGAAGAAAUUUUAAGUACAAUCAGUUCCAUCAUCUGUGACUUGCAAACAUUACAAGUGCAUACAUUUUAUGAGGCCGUUGGAUAUAUGAUUAGUGCACAAGUUGAUCAAAUUGCACAGGAACAGUUGAUUGAAAAGUAUAUGUUACUUCCUAAUCAGGUCUGGGAUGAUAUAAUUUCACAAGCUUCUCAUAAUGUUGACAUACUUAAAGACCCUGAAGCAGUAAAACAGCUUGUAAGUAUACUUAAAACGAAUGGCCGAGCCUGUCGAGCACUGGGUCAUCCAUAUGUUGUACAACUGGGCAGAAUUUACUUGGACAUGUUAAAUGUUUACAAAGUUAUGUCAGAAAACAUCAGUCAGGCUAUAGCAUUAAAUGGUGUGGUGGUGACUAAACAACCUCUCAUCAAAAACAUGAGAAUCAUCAAAAAAGAGACCCUAAAAUUAAUAGCUAGUUGGGUGUCACGUUCAACAGACAACACUAUGGUGUUGGAAAAUUUCAUUCCUCCAUUACUUGAUGCUGUUCUCUUAGAUUAUCAAAGAACAUCAGUUCCAGAUGCAAGAGAACCAGAAGUUCUAUCAUGCAUGGCAGCCAUAGUUUACAAACUUGGUGGACAUAUAACUUCUGAAGUGCCCAAAAUUUUUGAUGCUGUCUUUGAAUGUACUUUGGAAAUGAUUAACAAAGAUUUUGAGGAAUAUCCAGAGCAUAGGACUGAAUUUUUCCUUUUACUGCAGGCAGUCAAUACACAUUGUUUUAAAGCAUUCCUAAGUAUACCUCCAGCUCAGUUUAAAUUGGUGCUGGAUUCCAUAAUUUGGGCAUUUAAACAUACAAUGCGAAAUGUGGCUGAUACAGGACUUCAGAUAUUAUAUAGAUUGCUACAGAAUGUGGAACAGCAUCCACAAGCAGCACAAAGUUUCUACCAGACAUACCUAUGUGACAUAUUGGAGCAUGUAUUCAGUGUUGUAACAGACACCUCUCAUGGUGCAGGUCUUACUAUGCAUGCUACUAUUUUAGCAUAUAUCUUCUCUUUGGUGGAAACUGGCCGGGUUUCUGUUCCAUUAGGACGAACUGCAGAUAAUGUCCUUUACAUCCAAGAAUAUGUGGCAAAUCUUCUAAAAACAGCAUUCCCACAUUUGACAGAUAAUCAAGUAAAGAUUACUGUGCAAGGGUUGUUCAAUUUGGACCAAGACAUACCUGCUUUUAAAGAUCAUCUUCGAGAUUUCUUAGUCCAAAUAAGAGAAUACACAGGUGAAGAUGACAGCGACUUGUAUUUAGAAGAGCGAUUGUUUGCACUUCGCCAAGCGCAGGAAGAGAAGAGAAGGGUACAAUUAUCAGUGCCGGGCAUCAUUAACCCUCACGAAUUGCCUGAAGAGAUGCAAGAUUAAAUAUUGUUUAAGUAAAGAAGGUUAACAAUGGUAACAGUUCACUUAAUAUGAAAUAAUUAAUUAUGUUUGAAGGCAAUUUAUUUUAAUCUUUUGUCAAGCAUGAUUUAUUGAUACAAUUAAUUGUGUACCAAAAAAUGUUUUAAGAAUAAUUGAAAAUUGAAAAUUUUUAUGAUAAAGUAGGAGAUAUUAUAUUUUACUCUAAAUAAUUUCAUUAGAUGUAAUUAUGUUAGUUAUAAAUCUUCUGCUUUUAUUUUUGUUGACCACUCUUUGCAUUUAUAACCAUAAUGUUGCCACAUUCGAGUGGACUGUUAUCAUUAAGGCAGAAAUCUUGUGCUUGUUAAAAUAAUACCUUGCUAUGUCAGUAUGUACAAAGAAUCGCCUGAAACAAUGGAAGAUGAUGAAUGUAAGUUGCAAGGUUACAUCAAAAACCUCAAAAAAGGUAUGUUUUACGAGCAUAAGACGCAGUAUAAGGCCUUUUUCUAUUUAUAGGUAAAAUCAUGCAGCAAUCUACAUUGCUAAAGAAUAAUUCCAGAAAUAAGUAUUUCUGUUUUCAAUAUUACAUCAGAAUGUAGGUAAUGAAAUCUCUGUGAUGGCUCCAGUGUCGGAUGUACAACAUGUGCGUAAUGGAAUCUGAGUAUUAUGAGUAGAUUCUAGGAAAAACUAAGUGAAUUGCUGUUAGUAACGUUUUUUAUUUUUUGUUUAAUGUUGUCAAAACUAACUUAAUAAUGAUUUGGGAAUCAAACAUUCGAGAUUUCCGAAAGCGUUUUGGGUCCGUUUCGAAAUCUUUCAAUUUGUGUUUGAAAUAAACAGAUAAUUGUA
Messenger RNA from Nymphalis io (European peacock), 4229 nucleotides. It is a transcript of the gene emb, whose product is annotated as exportin-1. Gene Ontology annotation, cellular component: cytoplasm; nucleus. Gene Ontology annotation, molecular function: small GTPase binding; nuclear export signal receptor activity. Gene Ontology annotation, biological process: protein export from nucleus; ribosomal large subunit export from nucleus; ribosomal small subunit export from nucleus. The record is from RefSeq and is a predicted model, not a curated record. The coding region runs from base 228 to 3410 and encodes 1060 amino acids. NCBI's taxonomy places the organism in Eukaryota, Metazoa, Arthropoda, Insecta, Lepidoptera, Nymphalidae. The transcript is spliced from 4 exons.